AUGGUAGAAUAGGUUACCUACAAGCAAAUGAUUAAAAAAGCAAACACGCUACCCUUCCCGAUUCUGAUGAAAACCUUCAUGGCUCUGGAGGACUUGACUAGACAGUUUGGUUGCAAUAUAAAGCUUGACAUACCUGAAACUAUCAUUUGCACCUAUGACUCAUCCAUUUCUUAUCUGUACACAGAUGAGUCUGGGUUUGUAAGAUCGAGAACAGUCAAACCAGAGUUUCUCCAUGAUUUGGCUGUUAGUUUUUAUGAAAAAACAGAAGCUAAGAUGAAAUUCAGUAAUUGCAUCUAUCCCAUAUCGGUCACUAAAUUCAGCAAUGAUUAUGAUAACGAUACCAAAUUAGACUUCUUUAUCAAUUCUUUAAUCGAGAGAUUCAAUAAAAACUACUAAAAAAGUAACUUUAUCAUCCAGAGAUAUAUACCAAAUAGGGGAUUCAAUCCAUGCAUAUUUAGAAUUGAGUAUUAGAGUUAUGAAAAUUUUAGGCUGUAUUCGAUUGCUAGCAAACAGUAAAACGAUGGAAAGUUUAUGAGUUAAAGGAAAAUCAAAUCCCUAUUACAUCAGCAGAGCUAGAGCUUUCAGUAACCACCCAUCGGAAGCAAUUUAAAGAUCAAUAAUAACAAUAACCUAAGCAAAUAAUUUAUGAGCAGGAAUCCUAUUAUUAGAAUGGAUAAGUUAUUUAUUAAGAACAUACUUAUGAGUAAUACUUAUCUCAAUAAGCGAAACAUUGAAAAGAAGAGACCAGUAAAUGACAGUCUAGAAAAAAACACAAUCACUGAUGGAUUCGAUGAUGAAUCUGAUUAGGUUUCUAAGUUUGAUGAGGUCGUCAAUUAACCUAGAGUAUAUAAGGAAAUGCUAGAUGAUUCUGUCUAUGGAUUAUUCUUCAAAGUUCCGAUCGACAUGAAGGUGCAUGAAUUAAGCCAAGAUGAAUAACAAGAUCAAUAUGAUUUGUUCUAUAAUCAGACUUACAUAUAGGAUGAACUGGAUUAGUAUGCUGUCAUUAAACAAUAAUACUUAAUGGAAGAGGAUUACUUCAAACAGUCCACUAUUCUUAACAUAACUAACGAAGCGUAUGCUUCAUAUAGAAGCAUCUUGGAUUAAGCAGCAGAACUUAAGCAUUUCAUUGACUCUAGAUAUCUAUAAAAGCAAGCAAAGCAAAUUGAAAAUAUAGUGCUAGAUUUUACAACUGACUUUGUUACUAACAAAUUUACAUUGCUUUAAAUAAAGUAUGCAACUAUUAAAGAUCUAGAAAAAGAUUCUAUAGUAUUUGAUAAACUUGAUAAAGUAGUAAGAUAGAGACACACUAGAUCUAUUGAUGCUACUUUUUAAAUAGCCUAGAGUAUAGCUGUAAAAAACUCAAUAAAAUUUGAAUGCUCUGGUUAGUAUUGCAAGAUCGAAGACUUUUAAAUUAGAAAAGACAUCCCUGAGUUUCAUUAGGAAUUAGUACAUAAAAUAUCAAAGCGCAAUGACCAUAUUAAAGGUCAAGGUGGUGUUGAUGAGCCUGAGUUUAUUUUCUAAAAGUACAGUUAAAAGCUCAAAGAUAGAAGUAAACAAGCAACUGACAUUCAUAGGAAUGUAAAAUUACUUCCAGAGAUUUAGAAUUUUGAAUACUAUAUUCCCAACGCUAUUAUCAUUCUAGACAAGGACAUCAUUUAUAAAUACUAGGAAGAGCUGAUUAUCAAAUAAGAACUAAUGAAGCUUAGGGAAAACUUAAACCUCUCACUUUUUGAAAUUCAUAAAGUGUUAGAAAAGAGUUAGAAAUGUACUUGGGAAUUUUUAAACACGGAACUAGAAUAAAAGUUUAAGAACAUAAGAGUAUGCUAUAACUGCUACAGUUUCUAUGUCACUUUGCAUAAGCAUAUCAUCAAUUUUGAUGGGACCUUAGACCUCAGAAAUAUCAAGAGAAUGACGAAUCCCAGUUUUAAAGAGCUAGAAAAGAGGAAAUAAGAUGCGAAGGAAAUCGAGCAAAGAGUGAAAAUCAUGAUGAAAAACGUGAGAUUAAGAGAUAGAUCAUUAGAAAGCAUUUAAUCGAAUGCUUCAUCACCUAACAAUAUAUCUCUAAGAGAUAACGGAACUAGAUAAUCAAUGAAGCAUAUUAACAUAAAAGAAAACUCAGGCCUACCUCCAAUGCCUGCUCAAAAGAAGGUAUCUCAAGCUUUAGAAAAUUAAGAUGAAGAGUAAUUGGACUCACUAUCUGACUCUAUAAAUAAGCAGGCAAGAGCCAAAGAAAUUAAAAACAAGUUCCUGAAGCUAAUGACAAAGAAUAAUAGGAUAUUAGAUGAGGUAUACUUUGGUAAGAUGGAAAGCGCACUUGACUUUAUCUUUAACGAUGAGGACGAGAUGAGGAAGCCUAUUAAAAUUUAUAGCCAUAAAAACACCAAUCCUAUUAAUUCGCAUACAGUAUCUUCACUAGCUCAUACUGCUACACCUAUUACAAGUCCUAUGAUGAUAAGCAGAGUUGUAAGGGAGCAAAGUCUUAAAAAUGAUCAGUAUGUAAAUCCUUCUUCUUACAAGUAAACUCCCUAGAUGACUCCUUUGACACAGCAAAAUAAAUACAUUAUGGAUAGGCAAGAGACUAAUAAAGAAAAGAAAAGUGUUGAGGUAAUUGCUCCGUAGAUAUUUCCAAUUGAAGAAAUCAAGUUUGAAUUGAAACUCUUCAGAAAUGAUUCAUAAGAAUCCUAGCAGCCAUAGCCUACUGUCAUUAAUCAUCGGCAGAACUUCCUGAGAAGGCGGAUGAUGAGUCAGGGAUAAAUCAAGCAAAAUAAUUUAAGUGUGAAUUUUGAAAUGAAAGCUCCUCAGAAAUUCAUCAGACUCCCAAUGAAGAAAAAUCUAUCAAUUGACAUGCAGAAUCAUUAUAAGAGCUAGAGUAUUGGUAUUUAAAAUAAAAUGUCGAUUCUAGAGAGACCUACAGAUAUUUCCCAUAUUUAAGAAGAACAGCAUUCUAAUUUACAUCAUUCUCAAUCAAGUGACAUAAAUGAUUUGAAAUACUCAGAUAAGUAGAUCUUAAGGCUUUACUACAAAAAUAAACUAAGUCUGAUCAUUAACUAGAAACAGACUAAGGAGGAUAUUAGAGCUACUGAGUAAAAGAUUGAAGAUGUGCUGAAAAAGAACAUAAACAAUUAUGACAUCUAAACUGAGCUAGUCAAAGAUACUUACUCCAGAAACGAACCAAAGAAUGUUUGGAGAGAGAGGCUUAAAGAAAAUAUCAAGAAAAAUAACAAGAUCAAAUAGAAAUCCAAAAUAGUCAAAAUGAGAAGGGUAGAAUUGAAUAUUAGUAAACAACCUACAGAGUGUUCGGAUGGCAUGGAUAAAGUAUCGACACAAAGAAUAGACAUUAACUAGCUUGACUACAACAUUCCACCUUUAUCACCAAUAAAUAGAGAUGAGAAAGAAACCCCAGAACUUAUCACAAAUAUUAGCGUUGGCUAAAGAGUUAUAUAGAGCAUGCUAGACAAAUACAAAAUUGAGUCAGUGCGGGAACUUGAAUCCAGCAAGGAAAAAGUAGGUUUAACAACGGAAAUAAUGAUGGAGUAGGCGAACUUGUCUACUGACAUGCCAAACGCUAAAUCCUCAUAGAUUAUUUGA
Messenger RNA from Stylonychia lemnae, 3588 nucleotides. NCBI's taxonomy places the organism in Eukaryota, Ciliophora, Spirotrichea, Sporadotrichida, Oxytrichidae. The record is from the annotation of a GenBank genome assembly.